Messenger RNA from Vitis vinifera (wine grape), 3099 nucleotides. RefSeq lists its product as uncharacterized. NCBI's taxonomy places the organism in Eukaryota, Viridiplantae, Streptophyta, Magnoliopsida, Vitales, Vitaceae. The record is from RefSeq and is a predicted model, not a curated record. The transcript is spliced from 3 exons. The coding region runs from base 1 to 3099 and encodes 1032 amino acids.
AUGGCUUCCAACAAGGAAAGAAUUGAGCAAUUAGAGGCUGGAAUUGGCUCAAUCCACGACAAUGUCAGCCGCAUUGAGAUGGGUAUGGCCGAUAAGUUCCAACAACUGGAAACCACACUACACCGCGUGAUGGAAACUGUCUCAAUCUCCAGGGAGGAAGUCGUCGGAUCUACCGGAGGGCGGCGCCGCGACAGCCAUCACUCGGGAAGGGCAGAAAACAGUACACCCAUGUUUCAAUCCAAAUUUGCCAAACUAGAAUUCCCACGAUUUGCAGCAGGGGAUCCAACUAUGUGGCUUACCAAAGUCAAACAAUUCUUUGAUUACCAAGAAACACCUGGAACACAAAAGGUGCAGUACGCUGCCUACCACUUGGAGGAUGAAGCUAAUGAGUGGUGGCAAGCCACCAAGCGGGCUUAUGCAGAGGAGGAGGCCGAGAUAACCUGGGAAGUCUUUGAGGAGGAAUUGUGGGCCCGCUUUGGACCUACUGAGUGUGAAGACUUUGAUGAGGCCCUAUCUAAGAUCAAACAGGUCAGGACUUUCCAAGACUACCAGCGGGAAUUUGAGAGGCUUGUCAACAAGGUUCAGGGAUGGACUCAAAAGGCUUUGGUGGGCACGUUUAUGGGUGGGUUACAUCCGUCCAUUGCUGAUGGAAUACGAAUGUUUCGACCUAAAUCACUAAAAGAAGCCAUUAGCCUAGCUCGCAUGAAGGAUGAACAGCUACAACGCCAAAGGCGAACCCAACCCAACACUCCCCAGAUACAAAGAAACACACAACAGAAUUCAAAGGGAUCACUGACAACCAAGCGACUCAGUUGGGAGGAAAUACGCAAGAAGCGAAGUCUUGGCCUUUGUUUCAGUUGUGAUGAGCGCUACACCCUUGGACAUAAAUGCCGCCAGCCGCAGCUACUCCUCAUGGAAGGCGAGUUGGGGUGGGAAUCCAGUGAAAUGGAAGAACCUUUGGUGGAACAAGAACCUGAAAUCUCCCUCUAUGCUUUGGUGGGUUGGAGUGAAAGCCGAACCAUGCGGAUUUAUGCGCAAAUUGGGCAACAUCAGCUUGUGGCGUUGAUAGAUAGUGGUUCUACUCAUAACUUUAUCAGUGAGAAAAUGGCCACCAUGUUACAGCUUCCGGUUGGUCCCACCCGGCCUUUUCCGGUACGCGUCGCCAACGGAACACCAAUGCAGUGCCAAUGGAAAUACGAGACAGGACUCAGGACAACACCCAUCCAACCUGUAGAUUUUCAAUGCCUCUCUAAGGAAGCUCGCCAAGGACAUGCUCUAUUUGCCAUAUAUGCUACAGAAGAGGGCAAUUCAACGCCUGUACAGCAAGAACUCAAAGAAUUAAUCGAGGCAUUCGAUGAUAUUUUUCAGGCACCCUCACAGCUGCCUCCUCAACGAGAUAUUGAGCACCAAAUCACUCUGAAAGAGGGCACCGACCCAAUCAACGUCCGACCCUAUCGCUAUGCCUACUUCCAGAAGGACGAGAUUGAGCGGCAAGUGAGUGACAUGUUGAAUUCGGGGUUGAUUCGCCCCAGUUCCAGUCCAUUCUCUUCACCAGUGCUCUUGGUAAAAAAGAAAGACGGAUCCUGGCGGUUCUGCACAGAUUAUAGAGCCUUGAACGCGGCAACAAUAAAAGACAGAUUUCCAAUUCCUACAGUAGAAGACAUGCUGGAUGAACUUCAUGGAGCUGCCUAUUUUACUAAACUCGAUCUCACUGCCGGUUACCAUCAAGUGCGAAUUCAUCCACCUGACAUUUACAAGACGGCAUUCAGAACACACAACGGACACUAUGAAUAUUUAGUGAUGCCGUUUGGGCUAUGCAACGCCCCGUCCACAUUUCAAGCCUUGAUGAACUCAGUCUUCCGACCUUUUCUUCAUAAGUUUGUGCUGGUAUUUUUUGACGAUAUACUGGUUUACAGCUCGUCUUGGCAGGAGCACCUACAACAUGUGAAGACAAUAUUUAAGCUGCUGCGGCAACACCAACUCUUUGUCAAAUUUAAAAAAUGCGAGUUUGGGAAACACGAGCUCGAAUACUUAGGCCAUAUCAUCUCUGCUGACGGUGUGAAAGUAGACCAAUCGAAGAUCCAAGCAAUGUUGGAUUGGCCACGACCGACAACAGUCACCGAGCUCCGGGCAUUCUUAGGACUUACUGGAUAUUACCGUAAGUUCGUUCACAAUUAUGGCAUUAUAGCUCGUGCACUCACUAAUCUCCUUAAAAAAGGAAAAUUUCAGUGGGAUGAAGCUGCAAAGAAAGCAUUCGAGAAUCUUAAGGCGGCCAUGACCACUACUCCUACACUGGCCUUACCCGACUUCAGUUCGCCAUUUGUCAUUCAAACCGACGCUUCGGGUGAUGGAAUUGGUGCUGUCUUAUCUCAGAAUGGGCGCCCAAUCGCAUUCAUGAGCCGUGCCCUGGGAGUUUCCAAACAAUCCUUGUCAACCUAUGCUCGUGAGAUGUUGGCAAUCAUUGUGGCGAUACAAACUUGGAGACCUUACCUCCUUGGCAGGAGGUUCACCAUUCAAACUGACCAGCGGAGCUUGAAAUACCUCUUGAAACAACGAAUUCUAACUCCUGAGCAGCAGAAAUGGAUGUCCAAGUUGGUGGGCUACGAUUAUGAGAUCGUAUACAAACCGGGGAAAACCAACCAAGCAGUUGAUGCACUUUCCCGGAACAUGACCAGUCCAUGUUUAAAUGUUUUUUUUGUUCCUCAGGUGGACACUCUGGGAUCUUGCGGACCUAUAAACGACUCUCCCAGCAAUUUUAUUGGCCCUCUAUGCGCCGUUCAGUCCAUCAGUACGUGGCGGCUUGCGAUGUGUGCCAAAAAGCCAAAGCAGAAACUAUGUCUCCGGCAGGUCUCUUAUAGCCCUUACCCAUUCCUUGUCAAGUUUGGGAUGAUAUCACAAUGGACUUCAUCGACGGCCUACCUCGAUCGGAUGGGAAGACUUAGCCUACCUCGAUCGGAUGGGAAGACUUCAAUCAUGGUUGUUGUUGAUAGGCUAAGUAAGUCCGCUCAUUUCAUCGCAAUAGCUCACCCUUACACUGCCAAAACCCUUGCUAACAAGUUUGUGGAAGGGGUGGUCAAGUUGCAUGGUAUGCCACGCUAA